AUGGCUCGGUUGGCGAUGGAGUGCUUGCAAAGGGCAAAUUCAAGGCCAAUGGUGGGGAUAUAUUGCGAACUAAAGGGCCGGAUGAGAGACGUUUUGCCAACCCCUGCCGGACCCCAGAGGAUCACUGACAAUGUUAGUACGGGGUACCAGGUGCAGUGGGGGCUCAUACUUUUGCAAAGGAUCUAG
Pochonia chlamydosporia 170 is the source of this 186-nucleotide messenger RNA. RefSeq lists its product as hypothetical. The transcript has a single exon. The record is from RefSeq and is a predicted model, not a curated record. NCBI's taxonomy places the organism in Eukaryota, Fungi, Ascomycota, Sordariomycetes, Hypocreales, Clavicipitaceae. The coding region runs from base 1 to 186 and encodes 61 amino acids.